UGCGGAGGCGGUGAUGAUGAUGAUGACAGUAAGGGUAAUACGGCAACUGGUGCCAUCAUGGCUGCUGACGCGACCGCAGACGCCGUACAGCUGCCGAAACGCCGGCGACUGGGAAUGGCAGGUGUUGCUGCUGCCACGGCGGCAGCAUCCGAUCAGCCGCCACCGCGACUGUUCAGCUUCCUGGACCCCAAUGGAGAAGACAAGAGCCCGGUAAGCGGUACGACAACCACCACCACCACCUUACUAACUACCAACUGUAAGCGAGGAGAGGCUGCCGUACUUCAGCCGAUUGCCGAAGCUGCUGCUAACCACCACCAGGGUAGCACCGGUGAAGCUGACGGUGGCAGCCGAGCUGGCCUCUGGCAGUGCAUCCUGGCUUCCCAGGAGCACAUGUUGGUGGGCGGGGGAGCAGGCAGCAGCGGGGGCGGCAAGGUGGCCCUGGCUCCGGCUGCAGCAGGGGCGGUUGGCGGGGCUGCGAGAGGGACGGCAGUUGGCGGGGCUGCAGAGGAGGAGCCACAGCAGCCGCAGCAGACGACGCAGCAGCAGCGAGGGGGACUAGUGCAGGGUCGAGGUGGACGAGGGGGGCAAAACGGAAGAGGACGAGGAAGGGGACGGGGUCGAGGAUCUGCUGCUGUCGUCUCCCUGACCGCCGGCGCUGCUCCUGCGGUUGCUUCUGUGACCAAUAACAAUGACGCUACCGAUGCUACAAUUGCGUCCCCUCCUGUGGAGGGGAAGACCACGCCGGCCACCGCGGCAGCAGCGGCAACGACCCAUGGGUCGGACGCGGAUACAGCCGAUGCAGUCGACACAGAGAUGCAGCAGGCCGCAAUGCGGCCACCCUUGCCGCCACGGCACACCCCGGGACCCACGGGUCUGUUGCCAGUGCUGCGGGGCAGCGCCUGCCUCACCUCCCCGGGAGGAGGAGGAGGAGCGGCAGGACUGGCGCCGGCAGAUGUUGGUGAUGCGGGGGUAGCGGAGGAGAACACCCUCACGCAGGCGCCAAUGACAUGCGGAGGGGGUCGCCGAGUGCCCAGCCGGCUGCUGCCCUGGAGCUGCCCCGCCUGCACCUUUGACAACCAGCCCACCAGCAAGAAGUGCCGCAUGUGUCGUACAGAGAGGCCCCGGCCAGCCCGCGGGAGUGCCGCUGCAAUCGCUGAAGGACUGGCGGCGGCGGCGGCAACGCAACCCGGGACUGCUGGCGGAGGUGAUGACGGCGGCGGCGGCGGCAAGAGCGCUUCCGUACGGCGUCUGAGUCGAGGGAGGGCCACGUCCGUGCCGCCGCCGCCGGGAGUCAUCAUCCAAACGCAGGCACAGGCGCCGGCGGCAGAUGCAGGAGCAGCUACAGCAGGCGAUGGUGGGUGUGGAGGAAGCGUUGAUGGUGGCGGCGACGGCGGCUCAGCCCUGGCGGCGGCAGCGGUAGCAGCAGGUGAAGCAGCGGUUCAGGAUGUGGGAGCUGAUAAGGUUGCGAGUGGCGGGAUGCGGAGGCAGCAGCGGCAACAGGUUUCGGAGGCCGCUACGGAGUUAGCGGUAGCGGAGGUGGGGACUGAGACAGCGGGGCUGAAAGGCCUCAAGCGCAGGAGGGGGCUGGGAAUAACGAAAACACAUCAAGAAACGCAAGCGCAGCAGGAGGCGCAAGAGCAGGGCAAACAGCAGGAGGAGCAGCAAGAGCAGGUGGCGGAUCAGGAGCACCAGGAGCCGCAUGGGCGGCAGCAGCCCCACCCUCACCACCACCACCACCCUCACCACCACCACCAGCAGCAGCUGGCGGGUGGUGACGCAGCGGACCCGCGACAAGAUGGUGGUCAAUCAUCGAGCGGCAGGGGCGCUGACGGAUGCCUAGCGACGGCCAACGGCGGCAGCGGCGCCGGCGGCCCAAGUGACAGAGGCGGCGGAGGUAAGAAGGGGGCCGCUGUCGGAGCCUGCAAACGUCGCCGGGUGAGUGCUCCCGUGGCGGCGGCGGUGGGGAGGAGCAGCACGCAGCUGACGGCAUCAGCUGCGGAGCAGCAUCCUGGUAGCAA
Molecule: messenger RNA, 2018 nt
Organism: Astrephomene gubernaculifera
Lineage: Eukaryota; Viridiplantae; Chlorophyta; Chlorophyceae; Chlamydomonadales; Astrephomenaceae
Source: the annotation of a GenBank genome assembly